AGUGGCCGCAGCAGCGCGCCGGGCCCUGGCCGCGCCCCAGCCGAGCGCAGCGCGGAGUCGCCCCGACCUUUCUCUGCGCAGUACGGCCGCCGGGACCGCAGCAUGGCGGGCAUCGCGGCCAAGCUGGCGAAGGACCGGGAGGCGGCCGAGGGGCUGGGCUCCCACGACAGGGCCAUCAAGUACCUCAACCAGGACUACGAGGCGCUGCGGAACGAGUGCCUGGAGGCCGGGACGCUCUUCCAGGACCCGUCCUUCCCGGCCAUCCCCUCGGCCCUGGGCUUCAAGGAGUUGGGGCCCUACUCCAGCAAAACCCGGGGCAUCGAGUGGAAGCGCCCCACGGAGAUCUGCGCUGACCCCCAGUUUAUCAUUGGAGGAGCCACCCGCACAGACAUCUGCCAAGGAGCCCUGGGUGACUGCUGGCUGCUGGCAGCCAUUGCCUCCCUCACCUUGAAUGAAGAAAUCCUGGCUCGAGUCGUCCCCCUAAACCAGAGCUUCCAGGAAAACUAUGCAGGGAUCUUUCACUUCCAGUUCUGGCAAUACGGCGAGUGGGUGGAGGUGGUGGUGGAUGACAGGCUGCCCACCAAGGACGGGGAGCUGCUCUUUGUGCAUUCAGCCGAAGGGAGCGAGUUCUGGAGCGCCCUGCUGGAGAAGGCAUACGCCAAGAUCAACGGAUGCUAUGAAGCGCUAUCAGGGGGUGCCACCACUGAGGGCUUCGAAGACUUCACCGGAGGCAUUGCUGAGUGGUAUGAGUUGAAGAAGCCCCCUCCCAACCUGUUCAAGAUCAUCCAGAAAGCUCUGCAAAAAGGCUCUCUCCUUGGCUGCUCCAUCGACAUCACCAGCGCCGCGGACUCGGAGGCCAUCACGUUUCAGAAGCUGGUGAAGGGGCACGCGUACUCGGUCACCGGAGCCGAGGAGGUUGAAAGUAACGGAAGCCUACAGAAACUGAUCCGCAUCCGAAAUCCCUGGGGAGAAGUGGAGUGGACAGGGCGGUGGAAUGACAACUGCCCAAGCUGGAACACUAUAGACCCAGAGGAGAGGGAAAGGCUGACCAGACGGCAUGAAGAUGGAGAAUUCUGGAUGUCUUUCAGUGACUUCCUGAGGCACUAUUCCCGCCUGGAGAUCUGUAACCUGACCCCAGACACUCUCACCAGCGAUACCUACAAGAAGUGGAAACUCACCAAAAUGGAUGGGAACUGGAGGCGGGGCUCCACCGCGGGAGGUUGCAGGAACUACCCGAACACAUUCUGGAUGAACCCUCAGUACCUGAUCAAGCUGGAGGAGGAGGAUGAGGACGAGGAGGAUGGGGAGAGCGGCUGCACCUUCCUGGUGGGGCUCAUUCAGAAGCACCGACGGCGGCAGAGGAAGAUGGGCGAGGACAUGCACACCAUCGGCUUUGGCAUCUAUGAGGUUCCAGAGGAGUUAAGUGGGCAGACCAACAUCCACCUCAGCAAAAACUUCUUCCUGACGAAUCGCGCCAGGGAGCGCUCAGACACCUUCAUCAACCUCCGGGAGGUGCUCAACCGCUUCAAGCUGCCGCCAGGAGAGUACAUUCUCGUGCCUUCCACCUUCGAACCCAACAAGGAUGGGGAUUUCUGCAUCCGGGUCUUUUCUGAAAAGAAAGCUGACUACCAAGCUGUCGAUGAUGAAAUCGAGGCCAAUCUUGAAGAGUUCGACAUCAGCGAGGAUGACAUUGAUGAUGGAUUCAGGAGACUGUUUGCCCAGUUGGCAGGAGAGGAUGCGGAGAUCUCUGCCUUUGAGCUGCAGACCAUCCUGAGAAGGGUUCUAGCAAAGCGCCAAGAUAUCAAGUCAGAUGGCUUCAGCAUCGAGACAUGCAAAAUUAUGGUUGACAUGCUAGAUUCGGACGGGAGUGGCAAGCUGGGGCUGAAGGAGUUCUACAUUCUCUGGACGAAGAUUCAAAAAUACCAAAAAAUUUACCGAGAAAUCGACGUUGACAGGUCUGGUACCAUGAAUUCCUAUGAAAUGCGGAAGGCAUUAGAAGAAGCAGGUUUCAAGAUGCCCUGUCAACUCCACCAAGUCAUCGUUGCUCGGUUUGCAGAUGACCAGCUCAUCAUCGAUUUUGAUAAUUUUGUUCGGUGUUUGGUUCGGCUGGAAACGCUAUUCAAGAUAUUUAAGCAGCUGGAUCCCGAGAAUACUGGAACAAUAGAGCUCGACCUUAUCUCUUGGCUCUGUUUCUCAGUACUUUGAAGUUAUAACUAAUCUGCCUGAAGACUUCUCAUGAUGGAAAAUCAGCCAAGGACUAAGCUUCCAUAGAAAUACACUUUGUAUCUGGACCUCAAAAUUAUGGGAACAUUUACUUAAACGGAUGAUCAUAGCUGAAAAUAAUGAUACUGUCAAUUUGAGAUAGCAGAAGUUUCACACAUCAAAGUAAAAGAUUUGCAUAUCAUUAUACUAAAUGCAAAUGAGUCGCUUAACCCUUGACAAGGUCAAAGAAAGCUUUAAAUCUGUAAAUAGUAUACACUUUUUACUUUUACACACUUUCCUGUUCAUAGCAAUAUUAAAUCAGGAAAAAAAAAUGCAGGGAGGUAUUUAACAGCUGAGCAAAAACAUUGAGUCGCUCUCAAAGGACACGAGGCCCUUGGCAGGGAAUAUUUAAAGCAACUUCAAGUUUAAAAUGCAGCUGUUGAUUCUACCAAACAACAGUCCAAGAUUACCAUUUCCCAUGAGCCAACUGGGAAACAUGGUAUAUCAUGAAGUAAUCUUGUCAAGGCAUCUGGAGAGUCCAGGAGAGAAGACUCACCUCUGUCGCUUGGGUUAAACAAGAGACAGGUUUUGUAGAAUAUUGAUUGGUAAUAGUAAAUCGUUCUCCUUACAAUCAAGUUCUUGACCCUAUUCGGCCUUAUACAUCUGGUCUUACAAAGACCAAAGGGAUCCUGCGCUUGAUCAACUGAACCAGUAUGCCAAAACCAGGCAUCCAAUUUGUAAACCAAUUAUGAUAAAGGACAAAAUAAGCUGUUUGCCACCUCAAAACUUUAUGAACUUCACCACCACUAGUGUCUGUCCAUGGAGUUAGAGGGGACAUCACUUAGAAGUUCUUAUAGAAAGGACACAAGUUUGUUUCCUGGCUUUACCUUGGGAAAAUGCUAGCAACAUUAUAGAAAUUUUGCCUUGUUGCCUUAUCUUCUUCCAAAUGUACUGUUAAAUAAAAAUAAAGGGUUACCCCAUGCAAUCACACCAUGCCAUGUUUUCCUUCCUGGAGGGCAGCCCCACAGGACGGUUUAUGAGCACACAAUUAUAGCUUGUUUCUACUUUAACAAGGUAUGCUGCCUCUGUAAAUUCAUGUAUUCAAAGGAAAAGACACCUUGCCUAUAAUUAAAAUGUGGAACUAUAAAAUUUUUUAAAAUCCAA
This is a messenger RNA of Homo sapiens (human), 3366 nucleotides long. It is a transcript of the gene CAPN2, whose product is annotated as calpain 2. Gene Ontology annotation, biological process: response to hydrogen peroxide; protein autoprocessing; cellular response to lipopolysaccharide. The record is from RefSeq and is marked reviewed. Bases 103 to 2205 code for a protein of 700 amino acids. The transcript is spliced from 21 exons. Gene Ontology annotation, molecular function: enzyme binding; peptidase activity; calcium ion binding. Gene Ontology annotation, cellular component: lysosome; external side of plasma membrane; focal adhesion. NCBI's taxonomy places the organism in Eukaryota, Metazoa, Chordata, Mammalia, Primates, Hominidae.